This is a messenger RNA of Aspergillus clavatus NRRL 1, 1554 nucleotides long. RefSeq lists its product as uncharacterized. Lineage: Eukaryota; Fungi; Ascomycota; Eurotiomycetes; Eurotiales; Aspergillaceae. Bases 1 to 1554 code for a protein of 517 amino acids. The transcript is spliced from 7 exons. The record is from RefSeq and is a predicted model, not a curated record.
AUGAGUGAAACCGAAAUUAGCAAGCGCCUGCAGUCCUCCUUGAACAGUGAGAAAGGGGGAUUCAAUGAGAUCAUCGCUUUAUCCCAGAAGGCCAUUAACAAUGCUAUGUCUGAUCUGUUGAAGAAGCAUCCAGAGCUAACUGAAGUCAAAGCUACUUUUGAAGGAAUCGGCACUCUGGACGCAACACUGAAGAGUAGUCAACUUUCCCUCAAUGUUACCGGGCAGGACAACCUAGCCUCCAUGUACUAUUGUACCCUUGAGUCCGGAACGGUCCAUUAUGUCAUUGGUGACAAAGACUUUCAAGUGAACGGCUGGACCAUCGCUUGGACUUGCACCUUCGACAAGGAAGAAAUUGAUGCAAGCUCCGACGAGUUCAAGAAAGUUCAAAACCAGAUUAAACAGCCUGGGGACUUCUCGAUCAGCUCUCUAUUCUUCGCUUUUACCAGUAACCGGGGACACAGCGACUUCAACGGAGCCGACCUGUCAGAUGACCAAAAAACGUACCUGAGUUUGAUCCUGAGCCAUUGGUACGUAGGCGAGAACAGCAAGUGGCAGGACCGCCAGAAACGCACCCUGGCCUAUGCAUUGCAUACGGCCAAGCCCGAAACCACAAAGCCGGGAGAGGGCCUUGGGCCGGACGGCGAAAACAACAUGCUCCUCUAUCUCCAAAUGACUGAGAACCGGGCGUUUCCAGACAUCCGGCUUCUGGAGUAUUCUGGCAACUAUGUUUCCCCAGGCAUCAACGGCACGAUUAUCAUUGAUCGCAACAUAAUCUGGGAUAGCUACCUUUUUCGACAAUCUCCCUCCCAACUGCUGUCUCUAUUCAAUGCUUAUACGUACGCGUGGAUUGAUAGCGCGGAUAUUCCUGACAUACUGGCGGAGCAGUGGAGAAUUGCACCAGGGGACCCCAGCCAUUCCAGCGGCGCCAGUUUUUAUGCGUGGAAAGAGAGCACGCCCAAUGCUUUGACUUGGACAUGGGCUCCAUCGAACGACGAGCAGAAGUAUCACAACACGCUCAAGACAGAUGGAGGCUGGAAUAGACUUGACAUUGAUUGCACCACAAAUAACACGUUGAGCAUUGUGCCCGGAGCUAGCAACAUCAAUGCGAGUGGCAUUACAGACAUCAGAAUCAAAUGCCAAUCCGUUGGCACCACGUGGCCCAUGAAUUGGGAAUACGAUUACACCAUUCAUGUCCAAAUCACCUGGCAAAGUAAUAUCACCAUCGCGGCCACCGACGGCGGCCUGAAGUUUUCUCUCAACUUGCCUGCUGAUCUGACCACCGUUUUCCAAGUGGCGGCAGAUCCACUACAGUUCAGUAGUAGUACUGCAGGCUUCAAUACGCUGGAGAGUGUCAAACAAAAAAACCAGGGCUUGCAGGACCAGCUUGUCCAGCGAUUUAAGAGCGCCUCGUUCGGCGACGUUGAGAAAAAUCUGGAGAAGGACCUCAACACCUCUGCUCGGUUCGUAAUUCCUGGCAACUCCUCAUUGUUGUAUGAGAAGCCAAUUUUCAACAACAACGGAGACUUGAUGAUUGAGGCAAAUUACAUAGUAUAG